AUGGCGUUCGGUUGGCGAUUUGACGCGAUUUUGAUAUUAUUGCCAUAUUUGGUCGACGCUGGAGUUCGCGAUCGAAUGCGAUUCGCUGUUGGUCGAAUCGACGGCGAUGAGGAGUAUGGAGCACGACCUUAUUUGGAGAUUCCGGUGAACGGCGAGAAGCUCGCCGUGCCGAAAGCGUUCUAUCAUUAUUCGGAGAAUCAGGUGUCGGCCGGCGCGAAUUUCGGAUUGCCGGACGCCUCGCAAUUGUUGGCGACGAACUCGAAAAUUGUCAACAAUCGAAAAGAGAUCAACGGGAUUUAUUUGCCGAUUCCCAAUAUGGAACCGAUCAAUUUGCACUUUAUCAAUCAGCGUGUGUUCGAGAAGGGCAUCGACACGAAGGCGCGAGAGGAAUCGCCGGAAAGUGUGCUUUUUCGAGCCAAACGAGCGUGUUUGAUGGAAACCGAAUCGGAAUGCGAACGCCAACUUCUCGAGUAUCAUCGUGUGAAGAGCGAGCAGCUGAAAAUGCAAAGGAUGCCGCUGCAUGAGCAAUUAAUGGAAUUGGGUCGUCUCUCAUCGACCGCCAAAUUGGUGGACAAACAGGGCGACGGUUUGGGUGUCGUCGUUGGUGUUCCCGGCUACGAUCCAUUGUACAUUGGCGCCGAAUUGGGACACGACAACGGGCACGAUUUGAACAUCAAAUUCACACCGCCAGCUUGA
Molecule: messenger RNA, 696 nt
Organism: Caenorhabditis bovis
Lineage: Eukaryota; Metazoa; Nematoda; Chromadorea; Rhabditida; Rhabditidae
Source: the annotation of a GenBank genome assembly